AUGUCACCUUUGUCUUCUAUCUGGGACAUCAUAAUAGAUUAUCUCUCUCUGAGCUCGAUAUGGAAUUAUCUACAAGCAACUUUUCUGGGAGAGACUAGUGUGCCUCAGCAAACAAAUUUGGGGCUACUAGAUAAUCUUGCUCCGGCUGUGCAAGUUAUCCUGGGGAUUUCCUUUUUGAUUUUGUUGGGAAUAGGAGUAUAUGCCUUAUGGAAACGAAGUGUUCAGUCAAUUCAGAAAAUAUUGUUGUUUGCAAUCACACUCUACAAACUUUACAAGAAAGGCUCAGAUUUUUUUCAGGCUUUGCUGGUCCACCCAGAAGGGAAUGGUCUCCCAUUUCAAGACAGUAAUAUCUUCUUAUCUUUGGGUCUGCAAGAGAAAAUUCUGAAAAAACUUCAGACAGUGGAAAACAAAAUGAAGAACCUGGAAGGGAUGAUCAUUUCCCAAAAAGCUGCCACAAAGAGAGAUUGCUCCUCUGAGCACUACUGCAGCUGCUCCGACUGCCAGAGUCCCUUGCUUACAUCAGGGUUUACAUCCACAUCUGAAAUGUGAUGGACUCCAAUGUUUUCCAGAAAAGCACUGUUUCCCUCAUGUGUGCAGUGGUGUAUCAAUAAAGAGAGAGAACUAUAUUGAAAUUACCCAGCCAGGACUGGCUCUCUAUUCAGCAGGGCCCAGCUCCCACUUGUGUGUGUGGUGGGGUUACGUGGGGGAUCAUGGUGGUUAAAAAUGUCUGAGAUUGUGGUGCCCACUUGGCAGGCUGGAGACCCUAAGCAGCCAUAUAGAAAGAAUCAUGGGAGUGGGAAAAGAAGGGAGAGUGGUCAGGGAUGUGGCCUUGAGCUCCAUGCUGAAGAGGUUGGAUUCGAUAUAAUAAAAACAGCAAGAAAGUGCUGUUAAGGGUGAUGCUGUGGACUGUCCUAUAGAGAGGGAGGCUGGCUCUUGUGCUGGUUUUUAGCCUAAAGGUAAAUAUGUGGCCUGGAG
Molecule: messenger RNA, 975 nt
Organism: Balaenoptera ricei (Rice's whale)
Lineage: Eukaryota; Metazoa; Chordata; Mammalia; Artiodactyla; Balaenopteridae
Gene: TMCO2
Product: transmembrane and coiled-coil domains 2
Exons: 2
Coding region: 1-549 (182 amino acids)
Cellular component (GO): nucleus
Source: RefSeq, a predicted model, not a curated record